Messenger RNA from Lottia gigantea (owl limpet), 318 nucleotides. RefSeq lists its product as hypothetical. Lineage: Eukaryota; Metazoa; Mollusca; Gastropoda; Lottiidae. The annotation marks the transcript as partial. The transcript has a single exon. The record is from RefSeq and is a predicted model, not a curated record.
CUCUACCCUUAUCUUAUACUUACAAGUGUUGAAUAUCUUAUACUUACAAAUGUUGAAUAUCUUAUACUUACAAAUGUUGAAUAUCUUAUACUUACAAAUGUUGAAUAUUUCUUAUACUUACACAUGUUGAAUUUCUUAUAUCUACACAUGUUGAAUAUCUUAUACUUACAAAUGUUGAAUAUCUUAUACUUACAAGUGUUUAAUAUCUUAUACUUACAAAUGUUGAAUAUCUUAUACUUACACAUGUUGAAUAUCUUAUACUUACAAGUGCUGAAUAUUUUAUACUUACAAAUGUUGAAUAUCUUAUACUUACAAGUG